Molecule: messenger RNA, 1158 nt
Organism: Leishmania braziliensis MHOM/BR/75/M2904
Lineage: Eukaryota; Euglenozoa; Kinetoplastea; Trypanosomatida; Trypanosomatidae
Product: putative protein kinase
Exons: 1
Coding region: 1-1158 (385 amino acids)
Biological process (GO): protein phosphorylation; MAPK cascade
Molecular function (GO): ATP binding; MAP kinase kinase activity
Source: RefSeq, a predicted model, not a curated record
AUGCCGCCGAAACUGAAGCCUCUGCCCGCGAAGAAGUUGGCGCCGUCUGCAGAGCAGCCAGAGGAUAGUGAUGAGCUCAUUGUGGGAAACAUCCGCGUAGGCCCUUGUGGCGUUGAGUUUACUGGAGAAGGCGAUCUGCAGGUGCGACGACCCGAUCUCAACUUCGAUAACCUGAGGCGUAUUCGCCAACUUGGCAAGGGCACGCAGGGCAACGUCGCCAUGUAUGUCACGGCAGAUAAAAGUGUCUUUGCAGUGAAGAAAAUCACGAUUCCUAGAACGCUCGACAGUCGCACACGUCAGACCGUCGCUGCAGAGCUGCGCAAUAUCUUUACCGCACAGUCAAAUGAGUACACGGUAAACCUGUACAACGCCUUCUACCGUAACAGGGCACUGCGACUGGUAAUGGAGUAUAUGAACUGGGGUAACAUCGAUGAGCUCAUCGCUGAGACAGAGAAGAUUCCAGUGACGGUCUGCGGCUAUAUCGCGUCGCAGAUGCUCCACGCCCUUGCUGUACUGCAUACGAAAUCGAACAUCGUGACAGAACCUAAUCAGCACAAGUCCCUGUGCCAAAUUCAUCGCGACAUCAAGCCAGCCAACGUGCUCCUCUCCACCACCGGCUGCGUCAAGCUGGCUGACUUUGGGAUUGCGACCAGUGCGGAAACGAUCGGCGUCAACUCCUUUGUUGGUACCGCGACGUACAUGAGCCCGGAGCGCAUUCAAGGGCGGCGCUACAGCACGCCGAGCGACAUCUGGAGCGUUGGCGUGGUGGUCGCUAAGAUGUUGCUCGGCCACUACCCGUUUUACUCUGUCAGCAAAGGGUUCAUGGCACUGCUGUGCGAAAUCAACAGUGUGGAAAAGUAUCCACUCAUGGCUGCCACCGGGUGUAGUCAGGAGGUGCAGGACUUCAUCGACUCGUGCCUUCGACAAAACCCAGAGCACCGCAGCAGCGCCUUUGAGUUGCUGGAGUCUCCGUGGAUUAAGCACUGCGAAGAGCACGGCAAGGCUGAGAUGGUGGCUCUGCUCAACUUGCUGGGCGAUCGCAAUCGGCAAUACCACGAAGAGGACUCUUUUCAGGCGGCUUCUAGGGAGGCUUCUUGCUUGACUAUCCCACGUGAUACCUCCGAAGAGUGCAGCACUGACAAUCCCCUGAGCAGGUAG